ACGAAACUUGGUCACACUAGUAAGCAAACAGAAAGCAAAGAAAAAACACACACGUCACAACAAAAAAGAAAUACACACGCGUUUGAUUUAGAAAACAGCCAACUAUGUCUAAACAAUUGGCUGAUGUGCAGCCGUCAAGGUUUCAUUUUUAUCAGAAAGUUGCGCUCGGCAUCCUCCUGACUGCCAUUGUGCUCUCCUUGCCAGAACUAUGCCAGAGUCAAGGCAAAGCCAGUUUUAAAUACUCCCGCGAAGCAAAUGAAAAUUUCGAUCCGAAAAAUGCGCCGCCGGUAGAACACGAUCAUCAUCAUCACGACCAUGAUCAUGUUCACCAUGGACAUGAUCACCAUCAUCACGACCAUGAUCAUGAUCACCAUGGACAUGAUCAUCAUCAUGAAAACGAUCACCAUGGACAUGAUCACCAUCAUGAGCAUCACGAGCAUGCGAAGCCGGCAACGUUGGAUAUGAAGAGCAUUUGGCUGCACUCAAUUGGCUCCACGCUGCUUAUCAGUGCCGCUCCCUUUGUGCUGCUUUACAUUAUUCCGUUGGACAACAGCGAAGCGAUGAAGCCCCGCCUUAAAGUCUUGCUGGCCUUUGCAUCCGGAGGUUUGCUUGGCGAUGCCUUCCUUCAUCUGAUACCCCACGCCACACAUCCUCAUACACAUGGCGAGCAUGGACAUGACCACGACCAUGACCACCACCAUCAUCAUCAUGAGGAGACAGGCGAGAGUCAUGGGCAUGUCCACGAUAUGAGCGUUGGCCUUUGGGUGCUCGGCGGAAUUAUUGCCUUCCUCUCCGUAGAAAAACUGGUGCGCAUACUUAAGGGAGGCAGCGGUGGUCAUGGUCACAGCCAUGGUGCACCCAAGCCAAAGCCAGCGCCCAAGGAGAAGGAACCCGGAUCUGGCGAUAAGAAAAAAGCCACAGCUAGCAAAGCUGGUAAACCAGCUGCGAAGAAAGCUGAACCCGAGGGUGAAGUGGAGAUCUCUGGCUAUCUGAAUCUGGCCGCUGACUUUGCGCACAACUUUACCGAUGGUUUGGCUAUUGGUGCCUCCUAUUUGGCAGGCAACAGCAUUGGUAUUGUGACCACCAUCACCAUUCUAUUGCACGAAGUGCCGCAUGAGAUCGGCGACUUUGCGAUACUCAUCAAAUCGGGUUGCUCGCGUCGCAAGGCAAUGUUGCUGCAGCUGGUGACAGCGUUGGGAGCUUUAGCUGGCACUGCUUUGGCACUUUUGGGUGCGGGCAGCAGCGAUGGCAGCUCAGCACCUUGGGUAUUGCCUUUCACCGCUGGUGGUUUCAUUUACAUUGCCACAGUCAGUGUGCUGCCCGAGUUAUUGGAGGAGUCGACAAAGCUGAAGCAAUCGAUUAAGGAAAUUCUGGCCCUGCUUACUGGCGUGGCUCUGAUGAUUGUUAUAGCCAAGUUUGAAUAGCUGCAAAAUCAUUAAAUAUAACUCAUUUUGCGUGUCUUCAAUAAAAAUUACUCAAAAUGUACUUUAAUC
Drosophila albomicans is the source of this 1493-nucleotide messenger RNA. RefSeq names its product protein catecholamines up (gene Catsup). The transcript has 2 exons. Gene Ontology annotation, molecular function: zinc ion transmembrane transporter activity. Gene Ontology annotation, biological process: intracellular zinc ion homeostasis; zinc ion transmembrane transport. Gene Ontology annotation, cellular component: membrane. The coding region runs from base 105 to 1424 and encodes 439 amino acids. NCBI's taxonomy places the organism in Eukaryota, Metazoa, Arthropoda, Insecta, Diptera, Drosophilidae. The record is from RefSeq and is a predicted model, not a curated record.